UUCUGGUAGUCGAGCCGCGGUCACACUGAACGCUAAAAUUAAAUAUCGGAUUAAAGGUGGUUUCGCUGCUGAAAUUUAGGGGAAAAUAGUGUGAAACUGUGUUAAGUGCAAUAUCUAUGCGUUAGAACUUGUGUUUUAGCGUUGUGAAAAGUGUUUUUUGCCCGGAAAAUAUCAAAAAGAAAGCAGAGUGGCUGCUGCGAAGAGGAAUUAAAGCGGAGACGGAGUAACAAUGAGCGAGCGAGACGGCAGAUGGCCAGUGUGAGCGCUAGUGCUGCUCCUCUAACCAAAUAAAACAAAACAAAGGAAGAGACAAAGGAUAGAAACCCGAAAAAGGCACAGGAUAUAUAUAUAUAUAUAUAUGUAUAUAUUUAAUCAAAGGCUUCCAGGAUAUAUCCAGCCGAUCCGAAGCUGAACGUACAUAGCUUUGAAGGGAUCGCGAGAAAAGUCGUCGCCAGUGUGAGUGUGUGUGCAUAUGGGGUUGGAAAACUGUGAAAAUUCAAGCGCAAAAGUCUUUGGCUCCGAUUAACUCGCGGAAAACUAAUCGCUGGGCAGGUGGAGAAAAUGCCGAGCGCCUCGUUCACCUCGUCGCGCACCUACGUGCGCCGCUCCCGCCGGAAAGGAGCAAACCGGAUAGCGAUGCCCAACCGGCCCACGGGCAACAUCAUGGAUCCCAUGCUCCAGCAGAACGUGGCCGCCGCUGGUGGCGGAGCAGGAGCAAGUGCGUCCGGUUCCAGCAGUAGUGGUGGCGGCAGCAGCAACAACAGCAGCAGCGGGAACAGCAGCACGGCUUCCACAUCCACAACCGGAGCAGCAGGAGCCGGAGGAGCAGUUGCAGCAGGUGCCUCCAGUUCAGCGGAGUACUUCGACAGCGGCCAAGGGGCCAGCGGAUCCAGUGGAGCUGCGUCCUCGGGCUUCUCUGGCAGCUUCUACAAUGCCCUGCAAAUGAUGGACACCACCGAGAGCUCGGGCGCCGGUUCCAGUCAGUCCACGCCACCGGUUUUAGGAGCCUCCUCCUCCUCCUCAAAGUCCACCUGCGCCACAGCCGGAUCCAGUACGGCCACGACGUCCGCCGCCGCGGCAGCUGCAUCUUCCGCUUCCGCCGUCAGUAGUCACCAGAGCCCGUACGACUUGCGCCGCAAGAUCUCUGCCAGCAGCCACGAUCAGUGGCCCACCAGCUCUUCCUCCGCCGUGGCAACAGCUGCCGCCAUACUUGUGGGACCCUCGAGCAGCUCGCCGCCGCUGGUGAAUCCCGGCGCCUCACCCUCCAGCUCCUCGUCGUCCUCCUCCUCCAGCUCGUCGUCCUCGUCCGCCUCGUCCUCGAGCUCCUCGUCCAACGUACAGGCGCCCUCGACCAGUGCCACCUUCCCGGUGAACAAUGCACCUACCACAGGAGCCACGCUUGCGCAGCCCCCGAAUGUCCACAGCUCAGUGCCGCAACAGCAUUGUGGGGCUUUGCCCGUGGGAGCGGCCAUCGAGGACAAUAACUACAUGCUGCCGGCGCGGAAAAGAUCGCGACGCCUCUACACGCAAGGCGGUGAGUUGGGUCCAGCUGCGGGGGCCACCGGAGAGGCAGCCGGAGCUGGAACAGCAGCUUCGGGAUCAGCAGGCUGUGCGCCCACUGCGGCCCAGUACCUUCAGUACGAACUGCCCGACGAGGUGCUGUUGGCCAUAUUCUCGUAUCUGAUGGAACAGGACCUCUGCCGCCUGGCUCUCGUGUGCAAGCGCUUCAACACCAUCGCCAACGAUACAGAGCUGUGGAAGCGCCUCUACCAGUCGGUCUUUGAGUACGACCUGCCGCUCUUCAACCCGGAGCUCUGCAAGUUCGUGUUCGAAAAACCCGAGGAGUCGGAGUAUGCCAAUCCGUGGAAGGAAAGCUUUCACCAGCUGUACCGCGGCGUGCAUGUACGUCCCGGCUAUCAGGAGCGACGCAGCUCCGGCCGCAGCAUUGUUUUCUUCAACACCAUUCAGGCGGCUCUGGAUUACCCCGAAGAGCGGGCCGCAGCGGGAGUGUUCGUGCCCGCUGCAGGUGCCGGCAAUGUGGUCUCCGCCGGACUGUCUAACACAAGUGCAGCGGCGGGCGCAGGCGGAGCAGGUGGGGCCAGCGUGAAUGCACUGGUCAACAUCUACGAGGAGCAGGUGGCGCCCACCGAGCACCCAGGACCGCUGAUAUUCCUCCAUGCUGGCCACUACAAGGGCGAGUAUCUGUUCAUCGACUCAGACGUGGCUCUGGUUGGAGCUGCACCUGGCAACGUUGCCGAAUCCGUAAUCCUGGAGCGGGAAGCCGGAUCCACGGUGAUGUUCGUUGAGGGGGCCAAGUACGCCUACGUGGGCUACCUCACGCUCAAGUUUUCGCCGGAAGUCACUUCGACAGUAUCGCAUCACAAGCACUACUGCCUGGACAUCGGCGAGAACUGCUCCCCCACCGUGGACAACUGCAUCAUUCGCUCCACCUCGGUGGUGGGCGCUGCCGUCUGUGUGGGCGGGGUCAAUGCCAAUCCCGUGAUCCGCAAUUGCGAUAUCAGUGACUGCGAGAAUGUGGGCCUCUAUGUCACCGACUACGCCCAGGGAACCUACGAGCACAACGAGAUCAGCCGAAACGCGUUGGCUGGAAUUUGGGUAAAGAACUUCGCCAGUCCGAUCAUGCGGGAGAACCACAUACACCACGGACGGGACGUGGGCAUCUUUACUUUCGAAAACGGCAUGGGUUACUUCGAAAAGAAUGACAUUCACAACAAUCGCAUAGCUGGUUUCGAGGUGAAGGCCGGAGCAAAUCCCACGGUGGUCAAGUGCGAGAUCCACCAUGGCCAGACAGGCGGCAUCUAUGUGCAUGAGAAUGGAUUGGGUCAGUUCAUCGAGAACCGCAUUCAUUCGAAUAACUUUGCAGGUGUUUGGAUAACCUCUAACAGCAACCCCACUAUUCGCAAGAACGAGAUCUACAACGGCCACCAGGGUGGCGUGUACAUCUUCGGCGAGGGUCGUGGUCUGAUCGAGCACAACAACAUUUAUGGAAAUGCGCUGGCCGGGAUUCAGAUCCGUACUAAUAGCGACCCCAUAGUGCGGCACAACAAGAUCCACCAUGGCCAGCACGGCGGCAUCUAUGUGCACGAGAAGGGUCAGGGGCUGAUCGAGGAGAAUGAGGUGUACUCCAACACAUUGGCCGGCGUGUGGAUCACCACCGGGAGCACACCCGUUCUGCGUCGCAACCGGAUCCAUUCGGGCAAACAGGUUGGAGUCUACUUCUACGACAACGGACACGGCAAACUGGAGGACAACGACAUAUUCAACCACCUGUACUCGGGGGUGCAGAUCCGAACGGGCAGCAAUCCGGUGAUACGGGGUAACAAGAUCUGGGGCGGCCAGAACGGCGGAGUACUCGUCUACAACGGCGGCCUAGGGCUGCUGGAGCAGAACGAGAUCUUCGACAACGCCAUGGCCGGGGUGUGGAUCAAAACAGACUCCAACCCGACGCUCAAGCGCAACAAGAUAUACGAUGGCCGCGACGGUGGGAUCUGCAUCUUCAACGGCGGCAAGGGAAUCCUUGAGGAAAACGACAUUUUUCGCAACACACAGGCCGGAGUUCUCAUCUCAACGCAGUCGCAUCCUAUCCUGCGACGAAAUCGCAUCUAUGAUGGCCAGGCGGCGGGCGUGGAGAUCACAAACAAUGCCACGGCCACCCUGGAGCACAACCAGAUAUUCAAAAACAAGUUCGGCGGGCUGUGCUUGGCCAGCGGCGUUCAGCCCAUAACGCGAGGCAACAACAUCUUCAACAACGAGGAUGAGGUGGAGAAGGCCGUCUCCAGCGGGCAGUGCCUGUACAAAAUUAGCAGCUACACAUCCUUCCCCAUGCACGACUUCUACCGCUGCCAGACCUGCAACACAACCGAUCGCAACGCCAUUUGCGUCAAUUGCAUCAAGAAUUGUCAUGCUGGCCAUGACGUGGAGUUUAUACGACACGAUCGCUUCUUUUGCGAUUGCGGUGCUGGCACCCUGUCCAACCAGUGUCAACUGCAGGGCGAGCCCACUCAGGACACGGACACACUGUACGACUCGGCGGCGCCUAUGGAGUCACACACGCUGAUGGUCAACUAGUGAACUAAUUUCGGCAGCUCGACCACGGUCCUAUUCUUAGCUAUAUCUUAAGUCAGUCGUUAAGGCCAAGCUCUCAAAUCUCUCGCACAUCUCACGUGUUGCUGUAAAUAUUCGAAAGAAACCAACAAACAAAACACACUAUAAUACAAUUAA
Molecule: messenger RNA, 4242 nt
Organism: Drosophila gunungcola (fruit fly)
Lineage: Eukaryota; Metazoa; Arthropoda; Insecta; Diptera; Drosophilidae
Gene: FBXO11
Product: F-box only protein 11
Exons: 4
Coding region: 562-4089 (1175 amino acids)
Biological process (GO): protein ubiquitination; ubiquitin-dependent protein catabolic process; regulation of apoptotic process
Molecular function (GO): protein binding; zinc ion binding
Source: RefSeq, a predicted model, not a curated record